Molecule: messenger RNA, 5897 nt
Organism: Schistosoma spindalis
Lineage: Eukaryota; Metazoa; Platyhelminthes; Trematoda; Strigeidida; Schistosomatidae
Source: the annotation of a GenBank genome assembly
ACACGUCAGUGCGGCAGUUAUGAAUAAUUUACAUAUUGCUGUUUUUGUAAAAUGAUCACAUUUUUGGCAUUUCUGGUUCUAUAUUCUACUUUUCUGGAUACAUGUUUGAGUGAUAACAGAGUUUCUGUCACUUUGGUUCCAAAAUGGAAAAAUACACCUCUGUUAUCAGAAGCCAGUGAAUAUGUUGCUCGUGAAUCCAACUCUGCAUUUUGGCGAUUUUUGGAUCUUAUCUCAAAGGACUUGGACUUCAUAAAGACAAAUCUUAUGUCUCCUGCAGAUGAUUACCUUUUGAUUUCUAAAAAUAGACUAUUGGAGAAACGGGUUAAAGAGCUUGCCAUUCAGGCCAUUAGUGGUACUAGCUCAAAAAAUAGCUCUUUAGAGAUUCAUAAUCGACUGUUUACUUUGUCCGUCUCAUCUAGAAUGUUUUCACCCACAGUUGAAAUGUCACAUCAACUUGCUCUGACUGAUGCAAGUUAUUUGUUAAAUUGUUCACGUGAGACUGUUCUAGCUGAAUUAACAAGCCGAACCUCCGGAGUAGCUUGGGUUCUUGCCGGGUCAGAGGCCGUUUUUUCCAUUGACAAACUCAAGGAAUCUAUUGAGAAAGCUGUAGAUUCUAAUUCACAACCAUCUUUAUUUUCACUUGAAAAAGUGUAUUCAUCACCAAAAGAUACUUCCAAUAACAUUCCUACAGUAAUUCUAUAUGGAGAUUUAAGUCAUCACGAAUUUUACUCAUGGUAUAAAAGUUUAAAAGCAUUGUCUGAUGAUGGUCUAUGUAAUUAUGCAUUCAGACAUUAUUUUCAGAACCGAAAUUUGAGUGGGACAAGUUUAAAUGGUUAUGGUGUAGAACUUGCUUUGAAAAGCACUGAAUAUAAAGCUAUGGAUGAUACAAAAUCAGAAGAAUCAGAUAAUGUAUCAUUAAAAGAAACCGAUAAAAUUGUUGAUGUACCAAUUGUCGCAGGAUUCAAUUUUACACAACUUCUAAAUAUUCAUCCAGAGUUAACUAAAGAACUCAAUGAAUUUCAUAGUCAUUUAUUGACUACAGAUGAUGAAUUACGUCCACUGAAAGCUUGGCAAUUUCGUGACUUAAGCUUACAAGCUUGUCAAAUAGUUAUAGAUGGAUUCUUAUCAAACAUGAAACAUGAAGGUUUCAUCGGAUCGUAUAUUGAUUUAGGCUUAUGGAGUUUACGUGAUAUUAGUCAAAAUUUACCAGCACGAGCAAGUCGUCUUGUCAAUGUAAAUGUAAAUUCAAGUCUUCGUACAGAGUCAAGUAAAAAUCAGCAUGUUCUAACUGGAACAUACGGUAUACAACCUGGUCAAAGUUUACUUCUUCUAAAUGGUAUUUUACUUUCAUCUUCAGUUGAUAUAUUUGCUUUAUUGGAUGUCAUACGUCAAGAGUCUAAAAUGAUGACACAACUACAUGAUUUAGGCAUACCAGGUUCAAAUAUUUCACAGCUAAUCAUUGAAUAUGGUUCUUCUAGCGGUUCUGCUACCAAUAAAAAUGACCCAAAUUUACCAGGUUCAAGACAUAGUAUAUCUAACCAAUUUGUACUGGAUUUGUCCACUGCACCAAUUACCUAUAUAAAUAAUUUAGAAACUGAUCCAGCUUAUGCCUAUUGGCCAGCUUCUCUGCAUACAUUAUUCAAUUUCGAUUUUUCUGGUGGUCUACGUAGAAUACGUAAAAAUUUGUAUAAUGUUAUUCUGAUAAUUGAUCCCGUUUCAUUUGAAAGUCGUGAAAUGUUAAAAUUGACAGAAUCUUUUCUUCUUCAUAUGACUCCAGUACGUUUUGGUAUUAUCUGGGCAGUAAAUCCUAAAUUGAACUCAACUAGUCUUAUAUUAACCCGUAUAUUUUCAUAUAUAUCAUCCACUAUACUUAAUUCACAUGAAUCACCAUUUCCUGUUCAAAUCAAUGGUUUAGGAUCACCUGGUCCUAUGGCAGCAUUGUCAUUUUUAACGGAAAUUUAUGCAAAUGCUGAAAAAUCAAAUAAUGAAUUAAGUAUUGAUCUAAUUAAACGAAAAUUUGAGAAAUUAUUUCCAACCGCUGAUUCUGAUGAUAUAUUUACUCCGGAACCUGGUAAUAGUGAUUAUGAUAAUGAAGUUACGUCCCACCAUGAAUUUCUUAUUCGUUCUGGACUCCAAUCAAUCAAGAAGAUCCCACUAAUACUUUUCAACGGAAUUAUAUUAGAUAGUGAUGGGAUUAAAAAAAUUGGAGGUUUCGAAGAUACUGUUGUUACUCUGUCCAUGGAAGAAUUAAUGCACGUACAGUCAGCUGUAUUUCAAGGUCAAAUGAGUAAUUCUCAGACAAUAUUUGAUUUAUAUCAAAAGACAGCAACUAUUGUCCCACGAUUUAAUGUACGAUUAUUAAAUAAACAGAAAGAUAAUUCAAAUCAAAGGUCCCUUAAUUCACCGAAGUAUAUCAACUUCAAUGAAUAUUCUAUGCCAAUGGGCACAUCCGAUGAGAAUGUACUACCCACUUCACAGUUGUUGAAAUCUUUUAUGGAUCAAAUGCGCUAUUUUCAAAAAGGAGAUUUAGAGGCAUCUAUUCGACCAGUUACAAUGUGGAUAGUUAUCGGUGAUUUAGAUCAAAUUUUCGAUUCCAAUUUACCGGAAGAACAUCGUCUCCAACUUCAAAUUGAUUGCAAUUUAGCUCUUAAUGCAUUAACAUUUCUACGUAGCGUUCAUUCUACAAAGGGUUUACGUAUUGGUUUCGUAUAUAACCCAUUGAAACUAACUAAAGAGGAAAAAUCAACUAAUCAUUGGUUAACACGUGUACUUUAUCUUGUUGGUAAUCCAAUCAAUAUAACAUCACCAUUAUCUAACCAAUUGAAUAAUGAAAUAAUAGCAAAGCGAAAAUAUGCUGAACAAAUGUCAGGACGUAAUUUUGCUAUACGUCUUAUCAAAGAAAUAUUGGAAUCGAUUAAAACUUCUAAAUCUAUUAAAUCUUUAGAAGAACUUCUAGUUUCAGGCAUGGAUUCCAAACAGAUACAUGAUGCUAUUCAAUUAUUUGAUAGAAAUAGUUUUCUUAAAAUGCACUCAACUAUUGCCUGUCAGAUUAUUGGUUUGAAACCCGGUGAACGAGCUGUUGUUGUGAAUGGUAAAAUAGUCGGUCCAUUCGAACCGUUUGAAGAGUUUCUGUCUGAUGAUUUUCGUCUAGCAGAACGUUUAGCACUAGACAAUGGGGCUAAGGAGCUUGGUGAUAAACUGGAAAAAAUUUUAAACACAACAGCUGCAGUUCCUGAUGUUAUCUCUGAACUCACUUGGCAAUUAUCUUCAGUGCUUCAAUCAGGUAUUGAAGCUACCAGUUCAGUCAUAUCUGAAACGUCUUCCGUAGAUGGGAUCUCGGACAAAGGUCAAAAUGGGCAUAGAAUACUUCUUCAUGGUGUAUCAUACAAUCAUUCAGGUUUCAUUAUUCACGGAAAUAAAGAUGAACCAAAUUUUGAAUUAGUUGCUAUCAUAGAUCCGGCUUCUCGUGAUGCUCAACGUCUAUCUCAUAUACUGAUUGUACUACAGCACUCUUUACCAUGUACUGUAAAAGUUUUAUUUAAUCCAUCGCCUUCGUUAUCUGAACUACCAGUGAAAAGUUUUUAUCGUUUCGUAUGGGAACCAUCAUUGUUUCCAGAAAAUGAAUCUAUACUCAAUCCGUCUAUUAUUGUACCUCGUGCUUAUUUUACUCAUUUACCUGGUCAAUCUUUGCUUACAUUGGGUAUGGAUGAACCACAUGGUUGGAUGGUUGCUGCUAUUAAAGCUGUACAAGAUUUAGAUAAUCUACGCCUAGUUGAUUAUCGUUCUACCCAACAUUUAGUGGAAGCUGUUUUCGAAUUAGAAUAUCUUUUACUUGAAGGUCAUUGUGUGGAAGAGGGGAGUAUGAAACCGCCACGUGGACUACAAUUUACGCUUGGUCCUACACCAACUACUAUUGAAUAUGAUACAAUUGUUAUGGCUAAUUUGGGUUACUUUCAACUUAAAGCCAAUCCUGGGGCUUGGCAUUUGAAUAUUCGUGCAGGGAAAUCACAAAAACUUUAUGAAAUAUCCGGCCAAGAACAUACUGAUACAUCUGUUAAUUCCAAAGAAAUUAUCACAUUGAUUAGUAAUUUCCGUUCUAAAAUCAUUGAAGUCUCUGUUAAUAAACGUGCAGAAUAUGCCAGUGAAAGUAUGUUAGAUGAUAGUCCUGAUGAAUCAAAUAAUUGGUUAAAUAAACAUUCAGAAGUUUGGUCUACAUUAUCGAAUUAUGCUGAUGAAUAUUGUCCUUCUUGGCUAAGUGGUUUAAAACAUUCACUUGCAUCUCAUUUACCUUGGCAUAAAUGUACUUCAAAUCAAGAAACUAUCAAUAUUUUCUCUGUUGCCUCUGGUCAUUUGUAUGAACGAUUAUUAAGAAUCAUGAUGUUAACUGUAUUACGACAUACAAAUUCUCCUGUGAAAUUUUGGUUCCUUAAAAACUAUCUUUCACCAACAUUUAAAGAUUUUAUACCAUAUAUGGCAGCAGAAUAUGGUUUUGAAUAUGAAUUUGUUCAAUAUAAAUGGCCACGUUGGUUACAUGCUCAAACCGAAAAACAACGUAUUAUAUGGGGUUAUAAAAUUCUAUUCCUUGAUGUUCUAUUCCCAUUGAAUGUGACCAAGAUUAUAUUUGUUGAUGCUGAUCAAAUUGUUCGAGCGGAUCUAAAAGAAUUAGCCGAUCUGGAUUUAGAUGGUGCUCCGUACGGUUAUACACCAUUUUGUGAUUCUCGUAAAGAAAUGGAUGGUUUCCGAUUUUGGAAACAAGGCUAUUGGGCUAAUCAUUUAGCUGGUCGACCAUAUCAUAUUUCAGCGUUAUAUGUUGUCGACUUGACAAGAUUUCGUCGAUUAGCUGCUGGUGAUCGACUUCGUGGUCAAUAUCAUGGUCUAAGUCAGGAUCCAAAUAGUUUGUCUAAUCUAGAUCAAGAUUUACCCAAUAAUAUGAUUCAUCAGGUUCCAAUUAAAUCAUUACCUCAAGAAUGGUUAUGGUGUGAAACAUGGUGUUCUGAUGAAAGUUUAGCUAAAGCGAAAACUAUCGAUCUGUGUAAUAAUCCACGUACAAAAGAACCAAAAUUGACAGCAGCAAUGCGUAUCGCUCCGGAAUGGGUUGAUUAUGAUCGUGAAAUUAAAAAAUUAUGGAAACGUGUCUAUCUUUCUACUGAAAGCAGCAGAAGUACUAGUAAGACUUCGGCUACUGAAUUUUCCACAGUUCCAACCACUUUUGAACCUCCACAUUUUAAAGAAAGUCCAGUAGAAGGCUCAAAAAUUGAUGAUAAUACAGUGAAGACGGAAUUGUAGGUAUUUGUUCUUAUCACCAGAUGAUUUUUACUUCUGAUGACAGUCGUUCAAUUAUAUUUCACCAACUAACCAUAUGUAAAUUAAACCAUAUUUUUUUCUUUGGCUGUGUGUAUGUCACUUUUCCUAAGUACUACUGAUAAUAAGCUUUUUUUCAACUAUUCAGUUCGUUUUUAUACCAAUUCAUUAAUUAUCUAUUUCAAGAGAGUCUUCUUUCUUUCCUGUUUCGAUUAUUGGUGAUUCUUGAUUUAUAGUCUCCUGUCUUUUGUCACUCACUGCUUACAAUAUUCUGCAUAGUCCUUGUAUUCACAUGAACUGUUGUGUUGCAUUCCUUUCUUCCUUCUAUACAAAAGAAAACAAGUUUUCGAUCAACAAAAUGCCAAUUUUUAUUGUACUAUGUACAGUCUGUAAUAAGCUCAUUGGUAUGCAUAUAUAGUAUUUUUAUCGUUUUAGUUGUAUCAGUGUACUUAUUUGAAGUACCAGUUGAACAUUGUAAAAAAACUUCUAGUUUUAUGAAUUUGUUACGAAAGAUAUAAAUUGCGUUCGUUUAUUUAUUUGCUUAAACACAUAAGCAUUUGUACAUAGUGGCACCAAAAUAUACAUGCAACACACAA